Molecule: messenger RNA, 1551 nt
Organism: Pseudogymnoascus verrucosus
Lineage: Eukaryota; Fungi; Ascomycota; Leotiomycetes; Thelebolales; Thelebolaceae
Exons: 2
Coding region: 1-1551 (516 amino acids)
Source: RefSeq, a predicted model, not a curated record
AUGCCGCCGCGGACUCGCCGUCUUCCUCGCGAGGAUAUCACAUACUCCGUUGCGCAGGACAGAGAAGUCAACGUCCUGCAUCAGCUUGAAUAUUGCGACAAGAAAGACAGGUUCUUCGAUUGUCUCUAUCGUAAACGCAACUUGAUGCAGGCAGUUGUGGCUCAUCAUUUGAGCCUCCAGUUACCCGAUGCGUGCAAUAUAGCGGAUAUGUCGGAGUGGCUCCAUGGCAGCUUCAACGUGUGUGUCCCGGUCACCAUUUCGGCGUGGCAGGGGAAGCGCGUCCUUCUGCGGUUCCCACUACCAUAUCGUGUUGGAGACUCCUUUCAGCCAGGCAAUGGAGACGAGAAGAUUCGAUGUGAGGCGGGCACCUAUGCAUGGCUCGACGAAAAUUGUCCCGAGGUGCCAAUUCCACGGUUAUAUGGCUUUGCGUUGUCCACAGGUCAGACGUUCACACGGCUGGAAAGUUUACCGUUCGUCCGCCAAUAUAUCCAACGCUUACGCCGACAUGUCCUGUCGUGGCUCGGGUACCCCGUCCCUUCACGAUAUGUCCGACACGAUAUCGGAAGAUUAGGUUUAGCAGAUGCAGGCUAUCUAUUGACCGAGUAUAUCGAGGAAACACAAGGAGAGAUGCUCUCUAACACAUGGUUAGAAAACCAACACGAUUCGAGGUUACGGACCAAUCUUUUUCACGAUCUUUCGCGAAUUAUCCUGAGUAUCAGUCGAAUUGCCUUACCAAGAAUUGGCUCCUUUGUUAUUGACAACGACGGGUUCUUGAGUUUAACAAACCGACCACUCUCGAUAGAGAUUCAGACAUUGGAAAACGAGGAGGUCCCUACAAACAUUCGAAGAGAUUAUACCUAUACUACUGUCGAUUCCUACAUCGUCGAUAUGCUUGCUUUCCACGAUAAUCGCCUUCGGAUCCAGCCGAAUGCAAUCAAUGACAUUGACGACUCUGUAUCUCAGAUGUCAGCCCUAGGGGCGAUGCGUACGAUUAUGCCCCUCUUCUUGCGGCGGGAGCUGCGGCGCGGGCCCUUUGUUUUUACUUUGACAGAUUUACACCAGAGCAACAUUUUUGUGGAUAAAGACUGGCAUAUUACCUCGCUGGUAGACCUGGAAUGGGGAUGCUCUCGACCUAUCGAGAUGGUGGAACCACCUUACUGGCUUACAAACAAAGGCGUCGAUCAGAUACUGCCGGACGAAUACAACAAGGUACGGGUUGAAUUCAUGACGAUUUUAGAAGAAGAGGAACUGUUGGCAGCGAGCAAUACUACUGAGAGGGGGGGGUUGCGACUAGCAGAUGUAAUGAACCAGGCUUGGGAGAUGGGGACUUUCUGGUAUACGCUUGCGCUGUCAAGCCCGACCGGCCUUUUCCGUUUGUUUUAUCAUCACAUCCAGCCCCGGCUCAUUAGCAUCCACGAUGAAGAUCCAGACAACGUCAUGCCGUACUAUUGGGCACAGAACGUCUUUCAGAUUAUAUCGCGCAAGUUAUCCGAUAAGAAAGAAUAUGACUUGCAGCUUCGCAAAGCUUUCGAUGACUCUACGAUAGAGUAG